UCACUUUUGUUUUCCCAGUAAUUUCAUCACAGAUCACUUGAGGACUGGACCAAAUAAAUGGAAGGCACAACAGCAGUGGGCAGCACUCCUUUAGCUUGGGGGCUAUCUGAAGACAAGUGAGCAGAGAAGGAAAACCAUGAGUACCAUUUCCAAGGAUUCCUUGAAGACUUCCCUGUUGCAGUUAGAAUGUCAUUUUACAUGGACUUUGCUGAAGAAGCAUGUAAGUCUUGAGGCCCUAGAGGAAACAAUACUUGAUCAUAUCAAGUUUUUUGCAGAAUAUGAGAUUAGAGAUUAUAAUUUACUCUCCUAUGUAUAUCACCUAAAGAAUUCAAAUGAAGAAGCCCUGAGAAGUCUCAAAAAAGCUGAAGAAGCUAUUCAAAAACGUCAUCCAGAUGAAAUUGACAGAAGAAGUCUUGUUACCUGGGGGAACUAUGCCUGGAUCUAUUACCACAUGCAGAGAUAUGAAGAAGCUCAAACUUAUGUAAGCAAAGUGCAAAACAGCUGCAAAAAGCUUUCAAGUACUGCUCAUGAGAAGAUUCAGCUUCCGGAGAUCUACGCUGAGCAAGGAUGGGCAUUAUUACGUUUUGGGAGGAAUUACUUUGAGAGGGCAAUGAAUUGCUUUGAAAAUGCUCUGGAGAGUGAGCCCAAUAACUCAGAUUUUAGUGCUGGCUAUGCAACAGCAAUGUAUCGCUUGGAAGGUGACACUCAGAGGUAUGGUGGAGAGGUAAGGCCGUGCCUCGAGGCCCUGAAGCGGGCAGUGGAACUGAAUCCAACGGACACUACCGUUGUGGCAUUGCUUGCAUUAGAGCUUCAGCGAUUAAAUCGAGCUAAUGAAGGGGAGAGGUACAUUGAAGAAGGACUCAAGAAAACCCCUGACUUUCCUGUUUUCUUGCGACAUGCUGCUAAUUUUUACAGAAAGAAAGGAGUAGUGAACAAGGCAGUGGAGAUUUUGCAGAAGGCCCUAGCACUGACGCCGAAUUGUGUUGCUCUGCAUCACCAACUAGGACUCUGCUACAGAUUGAAGGUACUUCAGCUGAAGAAGAUGAGAUACCCACCUAAAGAGGAAAUGGAUAAUCUCACCCAGCUUGCCAUUUUUCAUUUUAAAAUAGCGAUUGACAAAAAGCCAGUAUUUUUUUCUGCCUAUAGUGACCUAGCAGGCAUGUAUGCAAUAGACAAGAGGUAUGAAGAAGCAGAAGAGAUAUAUCAGAAAAUGCUUCAGAGAAAUGAUCUAGCCUGUGAUGAAAAACAAGACAUCUACUUCAAAUAUGGCCAUUUUCAGCAAUUUCACAUGAAAUCAGAAUCAAAAGCCAUUAAAUAUUACAUAGAAUGUCUGAAACUAGAAAUAGAUUCCUAUGCAAGAAAAAAGUGCAGUAAAGUUGUGGAGACAUUACUGAAUCAGAAAAUUGAGAGCGGUUUAGGAGAUGCUACCGAUAUUAGUACACUUGGGCUCGUUCAUAAACUAAAUGGUAAGAAACAAGAAGCAAUUGAAUGCUAUGAGGAAGCCAUUGCUUUGGAUCCCAACAAUGAAGAAUAUCUGAAUGCAUUAACUGAGCUACGACUUUCCAUCUAAAGCUAAAGCUCACAGAAAUCCUGUGUACCAAAAAAUCCCGCAAACCAAGGAGGUUUCAACAGCCUUUCAAAACUUUUUUUGUUUGUUUUUCUUUUGAAGGUAGACAUUAUGACCAAAUGGAACACAGGUGGCAUCACUUUCCACUCAUGAUGUAGAAACUGCAGACAACAAUGGUUGAUUUGUUCAUUCACUAACAGAGAGCAUGCUUGGCUAACUAUAUAUUAUAUAAAAUAUGUAUUUUUAGCUAAUGUAACUUAGUCUUCAAUGCUAACAUGGAUAUAAAUGCAUUUAAGUGAUGGUCUGUAGAACACAACUUCUACGCUGAAAUCAGUUGUUACCUUCUACUGAAAAAAAGAUAAAGGAAUCAUAUUGUAGUAUUUCGUCUGUAUACUUGAAGGGCAUUCUUAUACACAAAUAGAAUUUCUGAAGCUUUUUUAAGUAUUUCAAAAAUAUCUUUUGUAGAAGAAACUUUUGUUGAAGGCUUGUUCAGUUUACUACCUUGUAUGCUGUUUCAUUAUGAAAAACAAACACUGUUUAGCUAGUCCACUGGAAAGCUUACAAAAUGUUUAUUAUUGUUGUGAACUAUUAAAGUCUGUUGAAUCUAUAAA
Messenger RNA from Serinus canaria (Common canary), 2178 nucleotides. RefSeq names its product interferon induced protein with tetratricopeptide repeats 5 (gene IFIT5). Gene Ontology annotation, biological process: defense response to virus. Bases 137 to 1570 code for a protein of 477 amino acids. Lineage: Eukaryota; Metazoa; Chordata; Aves; Passeriformes; Fringillidae. Gene Ontology annotation, molecular function: protein binding. The transcript has 2 exons. The record is from RefSeq and is a predicted model, not a curated record. Gene Ontology annotation, cellular component: cytosol.